This is a messenger RNA of Triplophysa rosa, 1633 nucleotides long. RefSeq names its product cell division cycle associated 7a (gene cdca7a). The transcript is spliced from 10 exons. The record is from RefSeq and is a predicted model, not a curated record. Gene Ontology annotation, biological process: regulation of DNA-templated transcription. NCBI's taxonomy places the organism in Eukaryota, Metazoa, Chordata, Actinopteri, Cypriniformes, Nemacheilidae. The coding region runs from base 111 to 1298 and encodes 395 amino acids. Gene Ontology annotation, cellular component: nucleus.
CUUCCACACUAAACUAAGCGGCGCGGGACAUAGAGACUCAUUCGUGUACAGGAGAGUUGGACGCUUAUAUUUAACUUUUCUACAUCUCUCAAUCAUCGUAUUACUUCACGAUGCGCGCAAAGAGGCAGCAGGCGUCUCCCGCCUCCACCAGAAUGAACCUGCGCAGUUACAGGAACACGGCUGCGGUUCCCAUGGAAACCUCUUCCUCAGAUGACAGCUGUGACAGUUUCGGUUCUGAUGGUUUUGGGAGCUCGAAGAGACCAGUGAGAUCACCAGCUCUGUGCAAGAACGCGUUUGAACUUCCUGUGGCAGAGGAGGAAGAUGCCUGCAGCGGGUUUGACAACGACCUGAAUGAAGACAUGACCGACAUGAACAUGAAGUCUGACACCGAGACCUGUUCACCUCCCAGGAAAACUCGCCGAUCAUUCACACUUAAAGUAGCUAUGAAGUUCCCGCCGAAACGGGCCAGUCCCACGAAGCCUGCGGCACCUGAACCCAAACCGAAAACUGAGACCAAAGACCCUGAGGGUGGUAACUUCUUGCAGAAGAGAGCUCUGAACAUUAAAGAAAACAAAGCUAUGCUUGCUAAGCUCAUGGCCGAGCUGGAUAAAGUUCCCGGCCUCUUUCCUAAAAGGUCAUCUUUAUCUCAGGGCAGCACGCCUCGUGCUCCACGCCGCUCGAUGCCGCCCGGUUCUGCGCGGAGGAAUCCGGAGCGGGCGUCUCGCCCUCACACGCGUUCGCGUUCUCUGGUAGACGGACCGACCUCUCCUACUCCGGAGGAUGAGCUCGACGACAAGUACAGCCUCGUCCGAAAGGGCAGAAAUUAUGAUGAUACUGAAGAAGAGAGGGAACCGCGUCGGCGCAGUUAUAACACCUCUCUUACGAUUCCUCACGUCGUGAGGCCUGUGGAGGACAUCAGUCAGGCUGAACUGGACAACAUCUGCAUCAAUGUCAGAGAGAAGACUUACAACCGUGCCACUGGUUCCACUUGCCAUCAGUGUCGACAGAAAACAACAGACACAAAGACAAACUGCCGUAACCCGGACUGUGUGGGUGUUCGAGGCCAGUUCUGCGGGCCUUGUCUCAAGAACCGCUAUGGAGAAGAGGUCCACGAUGCACUCCUGAACCCGGAGUGGCACUGCCCCCCAUGCAGGGGUAUCUGUAACUGCAGCUUCUGCCGGGCCAGAGAGGGGCGCUGUGCUACAGGUGUGCUGGUGUACCUGGCCAAGUACCACGGCCAUGACAACGUCCAUGCUUAUCUGAAAAGUUUAAAGACAGAAUUGGAAGAGGCUGAAUAAAACCGGACCUGCGUUUAGAUGAAUUCAAGAAUAACGUUCCAGACUUCCUUCAACCUUUUAGCAUGAUUUGUAGCUUCCUUAAAUCAACUGCACAUGUUCAGACUUGGUAGACCGACGUCUACAUGAAAGGCUUUUUAAAUUUGCAUUGUUUUAAAUGUAUAAUAUAAUUUUUUUGUUUGUUUCUAAAGGGAGAGGUUUUAUCUCUGUACUGUAUUGAUGGUUUUUAAUUGCUGGCUGCAAUACUUCAGCGUUAUUGGAAUCUGUAGAUUCUCGCGUUUUGAGCUUUAGCGCUGUUUUAACUGCGCUGUGUACUGCUGUUACACAAAUAAACGUUG